Molecule: messenger RNA, 3279 nt
Organism: Indicator indicator
Lineage: Eukaryota; Metazoa; Chordata; Aves; Piciformes; Indicatoridae
Gene: SEMA5B
Product: semaphorin 5B
Exons: 21
Coding region: 1-3279 (1092 amino acids)
Biological process (GO): axon guidance; positive regulation of cell migration; semaphorin-plexin signaling pathway
Molecular function (GO): chemorepellent activity; semaphorin receptor binding
Source: RefSeq, a predicted model, not a curated record
AUGGUUGUUUCAAGAUUAGAGGCCAUUUCCCUGUCAUUGCCGAGCCUUUUUCUUCUUGCUUUUCAUCUCUCAGCAUCACAAAAUGUACCUGAAUACUCUGAAGCUGAAAAUCAGCAAUGUGUCAGGAAAGAACAUCCCACAAUUGCCUUUGAAGAUCUGAAGCCCUGGGUGUCGAAUUUCACCUAUCCAGGUGUGCGUGACUUUUCGCAGCUUGCACUGGAUGCCAACAGGAACCAGCUCAUUGUGGGAGCAAGGAACUACCUCUUCAGACUUAGUCUACACAACGUUUCUCUUAUUCAGGCAACAGCGUGGGGUUCAGAUGAAGACACCAGGAGGUCCUGUCAAAGUAAAGGGAAAACAGAGGAAGAGUGCCAGAACUAUGUCCGAGUGCUGAUUGUUUAUGGCAAGAAGGUUUUUACCUGUGGUACCAAUGCCUUUUCACCAGUGUGUUCCAGUCGACAGGUAGGAAAUCUUAGCAAAGUCAUUGACAGAAUUAAUGGAGUGGCUCGGUGCCCAUAUGACCCUCGGCAUAACUCAACAGCUGUGAUUACAUCACGAGGAGAACUCUAUGCUGCAACUGUAAUUGAUUUCUCUGGACGGGAUCCUGCUAUUUACCGCAGCCUUGGAAAUGUUCCCCCACUUAGGACAGCACAAUACAACUCCAAAUGGCUCAAUGAGCCUAACUUUAUUGCUGCCUAUGACAUUGGUUUGUUCACCUACUUCUUCUUCCGCGAGAAUGCGGUGGAACACGACUGUGGGAAAACCGUCUAUUCUCGUGUGGCAAGGGUGUGCAAAAAUGAUAUUGGAGGGAGAUUUUUACUGGAGGACACAUGGACAACUUUCAUGAAGGCCAGGCUGAACUGCUCCCGGGCUGGAGAAAUCCCUUUCUAUUAUAACGAACUGCAAAGCACCUUCUACCUUCCUGAGCAAGAUCUGAUCUAUGGUGUCUUCACUACUAAUGUAAACAGCAUAGCUGCCUCAGCAGUGUGUGCCUUCAAUCUGAGUGCCAUUACUCAGGCAUUUAAUGGCCCUUUCCGUUACCAAGAAAACCCAAGAUCAGCCUGGCUGCCAACGUUAAACCCCAUCCCUAAUUUCCAGUGUGGGACGCUGAAUGAUGACAGCCCUAACGAGAACCUGACGGAGAGAGUCCUGCAGGACGCGCAGCGCUUGUUCCUGAUGAACGAUGUCGUGCAGCCGGUGACUGUAGAUCCGUACGUCACCCAGGACAGCAUUCGCUUUUCCAAACUAGUGGUUGAUAUCGUUCAGGGGAAGGAUACUCUCUACCACGUGAUGUAUAUCGGAACAGAGUAUGGCACCAUCCUGAAGGCCCUUUCUACCACUAAUAGGAGCCUAAGAAGUUGUUAUUUAGAGGAAAUGCAGAUCCUCCCUGACGGACAACAGGAAGCAAUCAAGAGUCUCCAAAUCCUGCACAGUGACAGGUCGCUCUUUGUGGGCUUAAAUAAUGGAGUGCUAAAAAUUCCUCUGGAGAGAUGCUCCAUGUACAGAACAGAAGGGGAAUGCCUCGGAGCCAGAGACCCCUAUUGUGGCUGGGAUUACAAGCAGAAGCGAUGCACCACCAUUGAGGACAGCUCCAACAUGAGCCUAUGGACUCAAAACAUUACUGAGUGCCCAGUGAAAAACCUGACAACAAAUGGAAGAUUGGGACCUUGGUCCCCAUGGCAACUGUGUGAGCAUUCAGAUGGGGACAGCACAGGCUCCUGUAUGUGUAGGUCACGUUCAUGUGACAGCCCUCGUCCUCGCUGUGGAGGUCGUGGCUGUGAAGGAGCCAGGAUCGAGGUCGCAAAUUGCUCAAGAAAUGGCGCUUGGACACCCUGGUCUUCCUGGGCCCCAUGUAGCACCUCCUGUGGGAUAGGCUUUCAGGUCCGCCAGCGGUCGUGCAGCAACCCUGCUCCACGGUAUGGGGGCAGGGUCUGCGUUGGGCAAAGCAGGGAAGAAAGAUUUUGUAAUGAGAACAGUCCAUGUCCAUUACCGAUUUUUUGGUCUUCGUGGGGUCCUUGGAAUAAAUGUAGUGUGAACUGUGGUGGAGGGAUUCAUUCAAGGCAGAGAUCCUGUGAAAAUGGAAACACGUGUCCAGGCUGUGCUGUGGAAUAUAAAACCUGUAACCCAGAGAGCUGCCCAGAGGUGCGCAGGAAUACACCCUGGACCCCAUGGAUGCCUGUCAACAUCACCCAGAAUGGUGCCCGCCAGGAGCAGCGCUUCCGCUACACGUGUCGUGCCCAGCUGUCUGAUCCCCACGAGCUGCAGUUUGGGAGGAAGAAAACCGAGAGCCGAUUCUGCCCCAAUGAUGGCUCAGCAGUGUGUGAUACCGACUCUCUUGUUGAUGACCUCCUCAAGACUGGUAAGACCACUGCACGGAUUAUCAAUGGGGGCUGGUCCUUCUGGGGCGCCUGGUCUUCCUGUUCGCGGGACUGUGAGUUGGGCUUUAGGAUCAGGAAGAGAACAUGCACAAACCCUGAACCUAAAAAUGGUGGCUUGCCCUGUGUGGGGUCAGCGAUGGAGUACCAGGACUGCAAUCCACAUCCCUGCCCAGUGAAAGGCUCCUGGUCUUGUUGGACUCCAUGGUCUCACUGCUCAGCCACCUGUGGGGGAGGACACUACCAGCGCACACGGACUUGCACCAAUCCAGCUCCGUCUAGCGGAGAAGAUAUCUGCAUUGGUCUGCACACCGAGGAGGCCCUUUGCAACACACACCCAUGUGAAGGUGGCUGGUCAGAGUGGUCAGAGUGGAGCCUGUGUAAUGAAGAGGGCAUCCAAUACCGCAGCCGUUACUGUGAGGUGCACAACCCAGACUCUUCUCAGUGCGUCGGAAACAGCACACAGUACCAAGAUUGCCUGUAUAAUGAAAUUCCUGUGAUCCUGCCAGCCUCCAGCAUUGAUGAGAGCACGAACUGUGGAGGUUUUAGUCUCAUCCAUCUGAUUGCCACUGGGGUCUCCUGUUUCUUUGGCUCUAGCCUCUUAACGUUUGUGAUUUACGUGUACUGCCAGCGCUGUCAGAGGCAGUCCCAGGAGUCCACCGUUAUCCACCCGACCACUCCCAACCAUCUCCAUUACAAGGGCAACACAACCCCCAAGAACGAGAAGUACACUCCUAUGGAAUUCAAGACACUUAACAAGAAUAAUUUGAUACCAGACGACAGGACCAGCUUCUACCCGUUGCAGCAAACCAAUGUGUACACGACAACCUAUUAUCCCAGUACACUGAAUAAAUACGACUACAGGCCCGAGGCCUCCCCUGGAAGGACCUUUACCAACAGCUGA